AUGGUACAGCUGCGGCAAGGCCAAGACCACAUUCAACAGAAUCCACAUCCUGGUGUGCUACGGACAAGGCAUAGGGUGCUGAUAAAUGGUGAUGUGUUUCUGCUCGGUGCCGUCAUUGAUCGGAGCUAUUAUGGAGACAGCAGGACGCACCCACGACCAUCAGGCUGCAAAAUUAUGGAGGAAGAGAAAAGCGUUCUUCCCGGCACCUCCCAGGGUGUCGGCGCGCUUGAGACAGAAUAUCUGAAAUCCAGGUGCCCCAGGCACCAACCAGCCUCCAUGCUCUCGUCACGGCUGCAAGCCCCGCCAUCUGCAGAAAUGAUCAGCUGGACGGACAAAGAUCGAGAUGGGAAUCUACAGAAGCAGGACGAAGAGAAGGCUUGCAUGUGCCUCUGGCCAAUCUCAAUUGCUGCCUGA
Messenger RNA from Cryphonectria parasitica EP155, 414 nucleotides. RefSeq lists its product as uncharacterized. Lineage: Eukaryota; Fungi; Ascomycota; Sordariomycetes; Diaporthales; Cryphonectriaceae. Bases 1 to 414 code for a protein of 137 amino acids. The record is from RefSeq and is a predicted model, not a curated record. The transcript is spliced from 5 exons.